Panicum virgatum (switchgrass) is the source of this 816-nucleotide messenger RNA. RefSeq lists its product as uncharacterized. The record is from RefSeq and is a predicted model, not a curated record. NCBI's taxonomy places the organism in Eukaryota, Viridiplantae, Streptophyta, Magnoliopsida, Poales, Poaceae. The transcript is spliced from 3 exons. The coding region runs from base 182 to 601 and encodes 139 amino acids.
AUACAUAUCCAAGGCCAUUGAGUUAAAUGGACCAAAUUUUGAUUGGUUGCAUUCCCCGGUGGAUUUCAGAGCUGUUUAUCAGUGCUCUUGAGGUCGGGCACAUGGCAAAUGGGCUACGUUUAAUGGGACCAUCAAUGACAGAGAAGCUCUUCCUGAGUUGAAGCGAAGUCAUGCCUCUGUAAUGGCUGCUAGGCGUCAACGUCAAGAGGAACAAGAACAUAUAAGGAAGGAAGCUCAUGAUAGCAAAUUGGCCAAGGAUUAUGCCCAAAGCAUGUUGGAGUGGGGUAGAACUGUACAGUCUCAAUUUCAAAGUUUGCAAAGCUUUAUGGAGAGUGUUGCUUUGCGUACUGGUAUGCCAGCCACAAGUGUUCCUUCUAUCCUGCCACCGCCACCUCCGGCUCCCAGAUAUGUUGUUUCACCAUCUCCAAAUCCCUCACCUGAAAAUGUUGGUACCUUUGGCUCAUCUGUUGGAAUGGAAACUCCUGAAGAAACAUUGAGUAGGAUUGCAAGUGGAAAUUUUCGCAGCCAUGUGAAUGCAACUACAAGUGGUGGGGGUACCUACUCUCCACCAGUAGAGGAAGACUUCCCAUUAUUUCCAUAGCAACUUUGGUUAAGCUAGCAUAUUUAGUCUCAUGUCACUUAGUGAAUCAACUUGUAAGAUGUUAUUUUGCAACUAAUAUUAGUGGACCAUAAUGCUUGUAUUAGUGAAUCAUGGAGCUUCAGUAUUAGUGGACCAUCAAGCUUGUAUUGUUAAGUUGUUACCUACGUGAAUGUUUUAUCUUAUGAAAUUAAUGCUAUUGUUCCCAUUCACAUGUA